AGAAAUGUGUUCAACUUUCUAUGACACCAUCACAGUGAUGUAAUCUCCAUGUUUCAGCUGACUAUUAAUCAUGACUUCUUCUUCUUCCAGGAAGAUUACGAUCGGCUGAGGCCGUUAUCUUAUCCCAUGACAGACGUUUUCCUCAUCUGCUUCUCUGUGGUGAAUCCGGCCUCCUUCCAGAACGUGAAGGAAGAAUGGGUUCCGGAGUUAAAGGAAUAUGCACCGAACGUACCUUUCCUGCUAGUGGGAACCCAGAUCGACCUCCGAGAUGAUCCCAAGACUCUAGCAAAACUAAAUGAUGUGAAGGAAAAACCCAUUACCAGCGAGCAGGGGCAUAAGCUGGCGAAAGAGAUCGGGGCAUGCUGCUAUGUUGAGUGUUCGGCUCUGACACAGAAAGGGUUGAAGGCCGUCUUUGAUGAAUCCAUUAUAGCUAUUCUUACUCCAAAGAAAAACCCCAUGAAGAAGAGAUUAGGCUCGAGGUGUAUAAACUGCUGUCUGAUCACGUGA
Messenger RNA from Staurois parvus, 507 nucleotides. The record is from the annotation of a GenBank genome assembly. NCBI's taxonomy places the organism in Eukaryota, Metazoa, Chordata, Amphibia, Anura, Ranidae.